Messenger RNA from Argiope bruennichi, 8796 nucleotides. RefSeq names its product neurexin-1-like. Lineage: Eukaryota; Metazoa; Arthropoda; Arachnida; Araneae; Araneidae. The transcript has 21 exons. The coding region runs from base 349 to 5274 and encodes 1641 amino acids. Gene Ontology annotation, molecular function: calcium ion binding. The record is from RefSeq and is a predicted model, not a curated record.
UAAACCCAGUGGUGAGGUCCCUCUUAAGCCCCUGGACUGAAAAAUAUUUUAGUUUUCUGGGACCUAGAACCACGAACUCGACCCUCCUUCAAAGCUGCGGAAGCGACUGCUUGUGAAGUCCGAACUGUGCAAGCGCGGUUAAGAUAUUUGCUUAAGUACUUUGCUGUCGAAGAUUUUUUUUUACUACUAUUUCGAACACUUUCUUCUUAUUUAUUUUGUGCAAAAAGUGAUGAGUGGGGUUGUGCUGAUGGAAUGAGCUAUUUCGCCUUGAGGGGUGCAAGAAUUUUAUAAGCAUGUCGUUUCUGAUUACCGAAACUGAGCUCCACUGACCGUUAUACCCUGAAGAAAAUGAACUUUUCCACUUCUAUCGGGUCCUUGCUCUUCCGCUUCUUAGUACUUCACCACCUGUGGAACUGCUUCUGCUUAUCCUUCAUCUUGGACGGAUCCCCCACUUCCUUCGCCCAAUUCCCCAGGUGGCUGGCCGGGCUAAACGGGACCCUCUCUCUCAGGUUUCGAACCCGUGAGCCUAACGGACUUCUCCUGUACACGGACGAUGGAGGCACUUACGACUUUUUUGAAGUGAAGUUGGUGGAAGGUAACGCCCGGUUGAGGUUCAAUCUCGGAGGAGGCACCGCUAUCUUGUCAGCAGGCAAGAAUCUACACGACAGCCAAUGGCACACACUUAAAAUCACACGCAAUGCAGAGGAAACGAUACUGACGGUGGAUUCUGAUAUACAGAAGCGCUUGACGGCCGGUCCCGACUACCUCUUCGGAAAUGCCACAACGAACAGUGCCGUCUUUAUCGGGGGAUUGCCUUCGUGGUAUGGUUCCAAACUUUCCCUUCUGGCUCUGCCCUCAGCGUUUUUCGAACCACGGUUCCGGGGCGCUGUAAAAGAUGUCGUUUUCACCAGCGACGACGGCAUUCAGAAAGCGCAGGAAUUGCAAGAAUCCCAAGGAAUCCGGACGGCCUCCCUCCACCCCCAGUACACUCCGAACGGGGAGGAGGUGCUCGCUGCAGACGAUCACUGCGAGAAGGACAACCCGUGCCUGAACGGAGGGGCCUGCAUCUCGACAGAUGGUGGACCCAUUUGUGACUGCAGGGCCACGGAUUACGAGGGCGAUCUUUGCGAACAAAAGCGUCCUCCAUCUGAAGCAACCUUCACAGGAGAGGAGUAUCUCCAUUUCGAUGUACGAGGCAGCGGCGGCGAGCCCCUGGUCAGCUGGAGUGACCAGGUCUCACUGCAGUUCCGCAGCAGACAGUCCGCAGGACUCCUGUUUUUUGCUGCCGACAUGGGCAUCCAUGGGACAGGCACUGAAGAUUUCCUGCAUGUUUCACUGAAGGGUGGAGGGAUCGCGGUCCACACUAAAUUGGGUUCCGGUCAUGUUGAGAAGGUGGUUCGUCCCUCCAAAGUGAGGUUCGAUGACAACCAGUGGCAUAAAAUCGUCAUUCACAGAAAAGUGAGAGAGAUCACUAGAGCAACAGGAUUUUGCCAUCUGUCUGUUACUAUCGAUGGCGUGUAUACUGAAAGGGGAUCGACGGCUGGUUCUUUCUCGAUGCUGUCCAGCAGUGUCAUCUACGUGGGUGGACUGGCCCCUACAACGGCUGCGCAGUUGUUGCCGGCUUCCAGGGUUCGAAACAAUUUCAUCGGAUGCGUCCGGAAGGUGGAAUUCAUCGCAGACAGUGUUUCCUUGGACCUUUUAUCCUUGGCAAAAUCACAGAGCAAACUGUUACGCUACCAUGGAGAUGUCCAGUUCUUUUGUCAGGAGAUGGAAGCGGCCGACCCCAUCACCUUCACUACUAGGGAGUCAUUUCUGGCACUUCCGACGUGGGAAGGCAGCAAAACGGGAUCCGUCGCCUUUCGAUUCAGAACCAACGAGGCCACGGGCCUGCUGAUGUACAACGGCGGACAGGGAGACGUGUUCGCCCUCGAACUGCUGGACGGGCAUGUCUACCUCAUACUCGGGCUCGGAUCGGGCAUAGCCAAAGUCAAGGCUUCCGCCAAGAGGUGCGAUGAGGGCCAGUGGCACACGGUCACUCUCAGACGAACAGGCAAAUCUGGAAGAAUUGCUGUGGAUGAAGCGGCUUAUGAUUUCACGACACCUGGUACAGCCAGUCAGUUGGACUUGGAAGGUCCUUUGUUCGUUGGUGCCUUGGCUCCUUCUGACCAAGGUCCAAAUGUCCCGAGUGAGGUGUGGACUGCCAAGCUGAACUACGGUUACGUGGGUUGCUUGAGACAGCUGGUGAUCAACGGUAAGACCAUAGACCUGGCGGCUCAGGCCCGAGAACAGGAUUCAGGCAGUCUGAGGCCUUCUUGUCACACGUCUCCUUCUCAGUGUGAUAGCCAACCAUGCUUGAAUGGAGGGCUUUGUUCUGAGGGAUGGAACAGGUUUAUAUGCGACUGCACGAGGACAGGAUUUACAGGGCCAGUGUGUGCCAAAGAUGCCAGCACCUUGAGCUUCGAUGGCAGCCAGUAUCUGAAGAUCGACAUUCCAGAGGGAUCCAAGACUCAGGCAGAAGACGUGCAGUUGAGAUUCCGAACCCCACGUCCAGGUGGUCUCCUGCUGGCCACUACUUCCGAGAAGGCCAGCACCUUCCUAGUGCUAGGCAUAGAGAAUGGGAAAUUGAAGAUUGUCAUUAAUCUGGGAGACAAAGACAAGGUGAUUGACCUGGGACAGAGCCUGAACGAUGACACGUGGCACACCGUCCACAUUCGAAGGAGAGGCCACAAGAUGGAUGUCCACUUGGAUUCCGAUUCUAAAAGUUAUGAUCUCGGAGAAGUAGAUUCAAUGACUCUGGACAUCCAAACCCUCCAUGUGGGUUCGAUACACCCUGAACAUUUGAAGCACAUAGCGAGCAUGCCGAACUUCGUAGGACAUCUUCAACAUCUCAUUUUUAACAGAAAACACUACCUGGACAUGGCGCACAGUGGGCAAAUAUCACAUUUCAAGGUAACAGCGAAAUUCGGCAAGAAGGACAACAUCGUCCACCAUCCUGUCACGUUCAAAUCCAAGUUCACUUUCUUGGGCCUUCCACAGCUGAGGGCCUAUUCAACUCUUAACUUGUACUUCCAGUUCAAGACCAUGGAACCCAAUGGCUUAGUUUUGUAUAACGCCGGUAAAGGACAAGACUUCAUUGCAGUCGAACUGGUGGAUGGACACUUGCACUAUGUUUUCAACUUAGGAGACGGUCCGAGAGGAGUGAGGUCGAACACAAAGACGGCUCUGAACGAUAACCAGUGGCACGCCGUCACUAUUGGACGGCCGUCCCUGCACCAGCAUACUUUGAUGGUGGACGAUAUGAUCACCAAGGUAAGCAGUCCAGGCCCCAACACUCACUUGGAUCUUCAAGGCCUGCUCUAUGUAGGUGGUGUCCGGCGAUCCAUGUACGGCACUCUACCUCGACUUCUUCACUCGAGGCAAGGGUUUCAGGGAUGCCUAGCCUCCCUCGACCUCAACGGAGAAACCGGGGACCUGAUUCGAGACGCCCUCAUACCGUCCACUCUGGUGGCAAGAGGCUGUGCAGGUUCCAUGACGAAGUGCAGUCAUUCCGCCUGCGCCAACCAUGGGGUGUGCGUUCAAGUGUUUAACAGCUACACCUGCGACUGUGACAUGACGUCUUUCUCGGGUCCUAUAUGCGCUGACGAGAGCAUAUCUUACGAAUUCGGACCCGGAACAGGUCUCAUCACCCUCACUUUUCCACCGGACAAAAUGCCGGACACCAAAACGGAUCUUGUAGCCCUAGGUUUCAUCACCAUGGCUGACAACGGAGUCCUGGUACGAAUAGACAGCGGGACAUCCAACGACUACAUGGAACUGGAAAUCGUGGACGGUAAUAUUUACAUGGUGUACAACAUGGGAACAGAGGAUCAUCCCAUCGGAGAGCACAGCGUGCAUGUAAACGAUGGACAGUAUCACGUGGUUCGUUUCACCCGAUCUGGACCCAACUCCACCAUCCAAGUGGAUGAUCAUAACGUGAGAACGAAGCAGCCUCCAGGUCGGCAGCUGACAGUAUUCAACAGCCAUUCGACGAUUCAAGUGGGUGGCAAGAAGAACCCUCUACGGGGUGGGAUUGAGAGACCCUUCCAGGGUAUCAUCUCCGGACUUGUUGUGAACGGCGACCGUAUCCUAGACAUGGCCGCAGAAGAUGACCCCCGAAUUUCUGUUCAAGGGGAUGUGGAACUUCUCAUGUCCUUACCGCUAAGUUUACAGCAACGAUCCGUACCAUCUGACCACCAGAUGCAGCAGCAUGCAGGUGCAUCUCCUAACUACGAGGGUGACGACCUGGUGUACUCCGGAGGAGGAGGCUCUGGCUGUUGGGAUGACGAAGAUGAUUGUGGUGAGCAGGAAUCCACCUCAGGUAGAUCCCGCGAUGAUCUUAUAACUCCUGUUUACAUACCACCAACACCACGACCGUAUCCCCGAACCACUCCAAGCAUAAAUGGAGGAGGUGGCGGUUAUAUUCAUAGCCGCUCUUCAGCACCUCCUCGCCACCAUGCAAUUGGUGGCUUGGAGGACACUACCUGCGACGAUGAAGAAGACUGCAUCGAAGGAGGCUCGGGAUUAGGUGAAGUCAGUUUCACAAUCAACCAGAAUACGCCUGCGACUCCAGCAUUCAUCACUACUACCAGCACUCACCAAGAAGUAUCGGAAAACUUCGCGAAUCCGCCUCGUGUGAUACCUCCGCCUACACACGAUGCGGACGCGAUUCAGAGAAUAGUCAUCACCCCUCCUUCUGUUCCAUCGACAACCCUAUAUCGGAGGCCUCCUCCAGAAGAGGUGAUCGUGACCCAGUAUCGACCUCCAGCACCUCCGCCACCUUUAUAUCCAGUGAUCCCUCAGCAGACACCAAGGCCUCAACUCAGACCUUCCACCAGAUCACCUCCAACCAUGCAAAUCGUGCCCAUUCCUGACCUGCCAGUGACGGGUCGAGAAAGCAAUAAGCCUCCACCAAAGAUCAAGACAUCGUCGGCAGCUGACAACACGGCAAUGGUCAUCGGUAUCAUAGCCGGCGUGUUGAUCGUAGUGGUGAUAGUAGCCCUUGUGGUGUACAGAGUGAGAAGUUGGACUCUGGCAGCUUCCCCAGCUGGAGGAUACAAAGUGGAUGAGACGGCAAAGAGGUACCACUUCCCGCCGGCUGGAACCGCACCGUACCAGUCCCAACCGCCAUCUGCACAGCACAUGAACGGGGCCCUCAAAUGUGACCCUGCCCAAAAUAAAAUGGUCAAGCAACCUAAAAAGAAAGACGUCAAAGAUCUUAAAGAAUGGUACGUGUGAAGAGACAAAGCAGGAGAUUCAAGAAAUAAAAACUCGGAAAGUGCGUUCGUAUGCGACUAGCACAUUAAAUAAAUUAUCGCUCGUUCCAACCAUCCUUUGGUCUUUUUUGAUCUCUGCAUGAUACGAACACCGAUAACUAAACAGUGUGCUUUUAUGGUUAUUGUUGUUGUGAUGUUAACCUCAACAGGCCCAGCCAUUAAUUGGCUAAUAAUAGAAGCGACCAGCCAAUGAUCUGUUGAGGUACUUAGUUCCUUGAAAGGGCAAGCAGCUUUUUUCUCCACAAAAUUCUUUUAAAUUAAAAAAAAAAAGAAAGAAAGAAAAAGAAAGUAAGUAAGAUUAAGUUCUGAACAUCGAAAAAAGCAACCUGACUUUAGAAAAGAAACUCUGACAAAAAAAAAAUGAAGUACUAAAUAUAGAAAUGGCUGCGAUCGAUUUCUUAUGUGAAUAAAGUCGUGUGUGUUUGUAAAAAUCUUCUUUUCUCAUAGGUUAAAAAUUAACAGAACAGCGCUAUCAUCUAUGAUAGACGUUCGAAGAUUCUUAACUGAGGAAUCUGAACAUGAUUAUGUGAAUACUGCAGUGUAUAUUGAUUUUGACAUAGAUAUUAAGGAAAAUUUUUUAAAAAUUACCUGUAUGUGUAAUAAUAUCCUAGAUUUAAGAAAAUAUCUCCCUAAAAAUGAAAAGAAUUUGAGAUAAAACGUUUAUGAAACUUAUAUAUGAUUAAUAUUCUGUGCAAUUUUUUUUUUAUUAUUGAAACUAUGUGUUGUGAAGAGAUGUGUUCUGAACUAUAAUGACUGCAAACAUUUUAGGAUGGGAAAAAAUAAUUAGUUUUUAUGCUAAGCUUUACCGCAGACCAAACCUUCGUUGGAACGAGUGACAGCAGAGCCAAAAUGGCGCGAAACGAAAGACGGAUUUCAACGGUGGGUGAAUCAGCCUUUCAGACAUCAAAGUGUUUUUAAGAACUUCAGUGGCUGUCUACGAAUUAAUAAGAGAGAAACUCCCACUGUGAAAUCCAAGGGAAAAAAUACAGAGAGAAAAAACAUUCUAGUAUGUUUGGUAAAUAUAAAUAUAUAUAUACAUAAAUGCAACCAGAUCGAAAUCCAGCACCAUGAAAUUUUGCACUCACUGCAAAUAGCAAUGUGUUUCGAUGAAAUUCAUCAAACUUUUUAAGUAUUGCAACUAAAGAGAGAGAGCAUGCAAUGAAAAGAUUGAGAAUUUUAAUAUGUUAUAACAUUCUUUUUUUGGUACUUAAUUUCCUGGAGAGAUAUUACGUGAGCUGACUGAGACCAUGAUUAAGGAGCUUAAUUUUGUGCCAAUACCAUUUUAAAUAUGCUAUACAAACAUUCUUAUAUUUCCACGAUCUAUUGCAUUCGAAAAACCGAAAUGCAGGUCUGGAAUAUUAAAAUAGAGCUUCGUUUAGGAAUUGAGAGCUUUUAAUAAGUUUCGAAUUGCUCCGAAUUCUGAUUGAAAGUCAGAAAUUAUUUAUAAGGUAGUGCAUAUAUUCACUUAUAUUCUUUUGUCCAAAAUUAAAAUUUUAAUGGGGGUUUUUUUCCUCACUGAGAAAAGAAUAAUUCACUAUCUCAAUUUUUUUAGAAUUUUCAUUUAAAAAUUAAUAACACGAUAUUUCGAAACCUUUCGAUUCAUUUUUUCAUUGCCAAUUGCAAGUUUAGGAAGAGAAAACUUUAAUGUUAGAAAUAGCUGACGAUUUUCUUUUCAAUAUCUAGGUAAACAAAAAAGAAAAAUUUCAAAAUUUUCGACAUUGUCAAAGACAAAACGUGAAUUUGUUUAUAAUUUUUAACAGACGAUAUCUGUACAAAAGAAAUGAAAAUAUGAUUGUAGUUGAAAAUAUUUUUUAAAACUUGAAAAAUGUACGUGAUUAAUUACCUUUUUUCAAAUGUACUAUCAUACUAAGCGCUUAAUUAUUCAUUUUAGACGAGAAAAAAAAUAAUUCAUUGAAAGUUUAAAGAAAUAAAUCAAAUGAUAAACUUUUUUUAUUUGACAGAAAGAGGAUUAAAUAACAGUAGUAUGCGUUAUUUAUAAAUAAGCAAAUACAAAACUAGAUUAUAAAGUUUUUUUAAAGUAAAAAAUUAUACCAAUCAGAUUAUUUCAAUUUGUAUCUUGUGAUUGAAAUUACAUUUUGUAAUAUGCAUAACAUGAUUAUUCCAUAGUCAACAUGAAUUCCUGAUGGCUACGUAAGUUUCAAGAAAACUAAAGGUAACUAUUACCCACCAUAUGCAUGAUGUAGGUGACUGGUGCAAGCAACAUCGCGGCUCGACUCAAAUGUGUUAAAAAUUUAACCGCCGAUCUUUGCACACAACGAUAGUGAGAUUUACGUCGAAUGUAAUAUUAAUAAAAUAUACAAUUCAACAUCGGACAAAAGACCAUAAACUUGUCUCAUUUUUUAAUACGGCUUCCUGAAACCGAAACCUAGUACGGAACUUCUAUCUUUCAUCUGCGUACUCAAAGUGACUGCAUUAAAAACCAGAAAAGGCAUAAGAAAAGUUUUAACUACAAAUUCUUCUUAAAAUUGAGGAAUAAUCGAAAGUAAUGAUGUCUUAAUUUAUAUUGCUUACCUCUGUAAAGUUCAAGAAUUUUAAUACGACAUCGUGAGUAAUAAGAAACUACAGUAAAUCAAUUUCAUUGCACAAAUUUCUAAGAGAGAAUUUUAAGAACAGAAUUAUUUACUGGUCUAACACUUGAAAGAUUAUUAUCCUUUUUUUGGUACCAAAAUGCAUAAAAAAGAAAAUGUAAAUAAUCAAAUUUUUAACCUUAAUUCCUAAGUAAAUCUGAUAUCAAUUACUAAAUUAAAGUACAAUCGCCAAUCCAUGAUUUUUUAAAGGCGAUUCAUUGCCAAAUAUGGUAACUUAACUAUAUUCUUUAAUUAAUAUUUAAAAAAAUUUCGAUCAACAAUAUUUGGUGAAAGGAUCUAUAUAAUGUUUUAGUUUCACACAAUUAUUUUACAACGGAAAGUUAUCGAAGCAGACGAAAAAUAAAAGGUUACUUUUUAAAAAUAAAAUGGCAGUACCAAUCGCAAUUUACCAAUACUUUUAAAACUAAAAUUUUCCCAAAUAUGCUGGAGUCUGUUUUACCACUAUUGAAAUUAAAAUUUCAAUUUACUCAAACCUAUUACAUAAGUGAAAACGAUUCAGAUAUGAUUUCACUGACCAGGCACUUUGUCUUAAGAAAUAAAGAAGACGUUUUUUGUAAAUGCCGUCUUUUUCCUCUAUUAUAAUGAGAGAAUUUUUUCUGGCACAAAAUUGAUCUCCCAAUUAAACCUGGUCUCACAGCGCCUUUUCCCAAUGAACUUGCAUCGUGUAAAUUAGGCCAUUUCUACUAUGGCACGUCCAGAGAGAAUAUUGCAUUGUCGUUGUGAAGAACUAACUGCCUAUCAAGAGAAAAUAUUGCUUCUUGAUGCGCUGACAGACUCAAGCAAGUUAGGGCUGUCGUACGAGAUUUGUCAAAGCAGGUGAAAGCUGUUAGAAAAUAGCCUAGUGUUCAACUAAGUAAAGCAGAAAUAAAGGUAUC